AUGGGGAAGGAGCACCACCGGAACCUGAGGAGACACGGGUUCUCCGGAGCGCAACGGGUCAAGAGAGGAUGGGUGUGGAACCAGUUUUUUGUUCUAGAAGAAUAUAUGGGUUCGGAACCUCAGUAUGUUGGCAAGCUCCACACAGACAUGGACAGAGGGGACAGCCUGGUGAAGUACACCCUGUCUGGAGAGGGAGUGGGCUCCAUCUUCACCAUCGAGCCCACCACCGGAGACAUCCACGCCUUAAGGAGCCUGGACCGGGAGGAGAAGCCUUACUACACGCUGCGGGCCCAGGCGGUGGACAUGCGCACCGGCCGGCCGCUGGAGCCCGAGUCCGAGUUCGUCAUCAAGGUGCAGGACAUCAACGACAACGAGCCCAAGUUCCUGGGCGGACCCUACGCGGCCACCGUCCCGGAGAUGUCCCCCGUAGGCACCUAUGUGACACAAGUGACAGCGAGCGAUGCCGAUGACCCCACCUAUGGACACAGUGCCAGGAUUGUGUACAGCAUCAUCCAUGGGCAACCAUACUUCUCAGUGGAUUCAAAAACAGGGAUUAUAAAGACAGCUUUGCCAAACAUGGACCGAGAGGUAAAGGAAGUCUACCAGGUCCUCAUCCAAGCCAAGGACAUGGGAGGCCAGCUCGGGGGCCUGGCAGGGACCACUACCAUCAACAUCACCCUCAGUGACGUCAACGACAACCCCCCCAGAUUUACAAAGAGUAUCUUUCAUCUGCGCGUCCCCGAGUCCUCCCCCAUCGGGUCAGCCGUGGGCAAGAUUGUCGCUCAUGACCUCGACGACGGCAAGAACGCCCGAGUGGAGUACAGCAUCGUUCCAGGGGACGGGGGCACCAUGUUCGACAUUGUCACCAACGAGCUCAACCAGGAAGGCACAGUGAUCCUCAAAAAGCGGCUGGACUAUGAGACUAGAAAGGCGUACACGUUCAAAGUGGAAGCGUCGAACGUGCACUUGGACCCUCGCUUCCUGCACCAGGGGCCCUUUAAGGACACGGCGACGGUGAAGGUGAACGUGCUGGACGUGGACGAGCCGCCGGUGUUCAGCAAGCCCCACUACAGCAUGGAGGCCUACGAGGACACACCUGUGGGCAUCAUCGUGGGCGCAGUGAGAGCACAGGACAUGGACGUGGGCAACAGUCCAAUUAGGUACUCUAUUGACUGGAAGAGGGAUUUGGAGCAUGCAUUUGACAUUGACCCAGUGGAGGGACUUAUCACAGUCAGUGAGUUCCUGGACCGGGAGACUGUGGCACGACACAACAUCACAGUUGUUGCAACUAAAGUUAACAAUCCACUUCUGUUUAGCAAGGUUGGUGUCACAAUUACCGUGUUGGAUGUCAACGAGUUUGCUCCGGAGCUUGUCAUCCCACCUGAGACAAUUGUUUGUGAAAGUGCCAAAGUAGGACAGGUGAUCCAGCUGGUCAGUGCACAGGACAGAGAUCUGCCUGCGAUGGGUCAGAGGUUCUACUUCAAGUCACUCAAAGACGUCCGGAACAGGAACUUCACCAUACGGGACUUUGGAAACAACACGGCGGGCAUCGUGACCCGGCGCGCGGGCUUCCGGCGGCAGCAGCAGCGCUGGUACGCGGUGGGCGUGGUGGUGGAGGACGGCGGCUUCCCGGUGCGGAGCAGCACGGCCACGCUCUCGGUGCAGGUGUGCUCGUGCGCGGGCGGCGGCGGAGGAGGCGGCGGCGGUGCCGGGUCCGGCGCGCUGGUGGCGUGCAGCGCCGAGGCCGUCUUCCUGCCCGUGGGCCUGAGCACCGGGGCCCUGGUGGCCAUCCUGCUGUGCGUGGUCAUCCUGCUGGUGAUCGUGGUGCUCUACGUGGGCUUGAGACGACACAAGGACAAGGAGGCUCUCAUGUCCUCCAAGGAGGACAUCCGGGACAACGUCAUCCACUACGACGACGAGGGCGGCGGCGAAGAGGACACGCACGCCUUCGACAUGGGCACGCUCCGCAACCCCAAGGCCGUGAAGGAGCUGGCGCUGAGGCGGGACGUCCGGCCGGAUGGACACUCGCUGACGGACCUGGCCCACGCGGCGGCGGCGGCGGCCGAGGACAGCGAGGACAUCCGCUCGUACAUCCACCAGCGGCUGCUGGAGAACCACGCCAACGGCACGGCGCCGCCGUACGACUCGCUGGCCACGUACGCGUACGAGGGCGAGGGCUCGGUGGCCGAGUCGCUCAGCUCCAUCGAGUCGUGGAGCGCCGACCCCGAGGAGGAGUUCAAGUGCAUCAGCGACUGGGGCCCGCGCUUCAAAACACUGGCGGGCCUCUUCGGGGAUCAGGACGCGCAGGCCGCGCGGGUCAGCAACAACAAAGAUUCCCACUGACCAGCGUCUGGCUGUGGCUUACAGCUCGAGAGAAAAAAACUCCAUGUUUUGAGUUUUCUUUUUUAUCAUUAAUCCCUUUGUUUUGUUUGUUUUUGGACAUUCAAGGAGCAUCGCGACGUUCGAGAAACACAACAAAAGCAAACAAAAUAAUAUGACAAAACAGACUUUUUUUUUUUUAAUCCCUUUUUGUUAUCGUUCUCUCACUCUCUCUGUUUCUGUAAAUUUGGCAUCAUCGUAGUCUAGAGUGAGGGUCAGAUUCUGAACUAUUGUAGACGUCGUCAUUCAUUAGUUGUUAAUGUUUUCCAAAAAAAACAAUGAGAUAGUAAAGGUAUCUGUUUUUGCAAUUCUCAGUAUCCCCUUUGAUAUCUCAUUAAGUGCCUCAGGAACAGUUGUUUUGUAAGUCUAUGCUUUGCUUCCUCAAUUCAGAAGCCCUGCAAGAUGUAGUACUGUUGUAUGUAGCAAACUCACCGUUUAUAGGGAACAACAGAUCUGUCGAAUGGAGAGAAAGGACACUGCGCUCAAUACUUCCUACCCAUCGAUUUGCCAAAUGCAUUUUAAAAAACAACAACAGUGGUCUGCAACUACUGUAUUUGUAAGUGAACACUGAAUUGAAGUGGAGUUUUG
Molecule: messenger RNA, 2967 nt
Organism: Sardina pilchardus (European sardine)
Lineage: Eukaryota; Metazoa; Chordata; Actinopteri; Clupeiformes; Clupeidae
Gene: cdh12a
Product: cadherin 12a
Exons: 11
Coding region: 1-2343 (780 amino acids)
Biological process (GO): cell morphogenesis; adherens junction organization; calcium-dependent cell-cell adhesion
Cellular component (GO): plasma membrane; catenin complex; adherens junction
Molecular function (GO): cadherin binding; calcium ion binding
Source: RefSeq, a predicted model, not a curated record